Messenger RNA from Andrographis paniculata, 789 nucleotides. RefSeq names its product borneol dehydrogenase, mitochondrial-like. The transcript is spliced from 2 exons. Bases 1 to 789 code for a protein of 262 amino acids. The record is from RefSeq and is a predicted model, not a curated record. Lineage: Eukaryota; Viridiplantae; Streptophyta; Magnoliopsida; Lamiales; Acanthaceae.
AUGGCUUCAACUUCUUUAAGAAAGUUGGAAAGAAAAGUAGCUUUGAUAACCGGUGCCGCUAGCGGCAUUGGCGAGGCGACGGCUAGGCUAUUCUCCCGACACGGGGCUAAGGUUGUAAUAGCCGAUGUCCAAGACAACCUAGGCCAAAAAGUCGCGAAUGAUUUGGGCUCAUCCUCGGCCAUAUUUGUCCAUUGUGAUGUCACCACAGAAUCCGAUGUAAAAAAUGUCGUCGACACUACAAUCUCUAAGUUUGGAAAGCUCGACAUAAUGCACAACAAUGCAGGCAUAAUCGGCGAGCCCAAUACUAGUAUUCUUGAAAGCACGUUAACUGAUUUCGAACAAGUCAUCAAAGUUAACCUAAUCAGCUAUUUUCUUGGUACUAAACACGCUGCCCGUGUAAUGAUUCCUAAUCGCAGUGGCAGCAUAAUAAUGACAGCGAGUACGUCUAGUGUAAUAGCCGGUGGCGCACCACAUGCCUAUACUAGCUCGAAGCAUGGAAUAGUGGGGCUUACUAAAAAUACCGCGGUGGAGUUAGGACAACAUGGUAUUCGUGUGAACUGCAUCUCGCCGUAUUUGUUGGAUACUCCCUUAUCGAGGGUUUUCUACGGAGAUGAUGUUUUUAAGAAAGUGUAUCCUAAUGGGAAAAUUUUGCAUCGGGAUGAUGUGGCUGAGGCCGCGCUAUAUUUAGCAAGCGAUGAGGUUGGCUAUGUGAGCGGCCAUAAUCUCAUGGUGGAUGGAGGGAAUAGUAAUUUGAAAUUGGGAUUCAAUUAUUUUUCUCAAUCGAAGUGA